This is a messenger RNA of Penicillium soppii, 1839 nucleotides long. RefSeq lists its product as uncharacterized. Gene Ontology annotation, molecular function: copper ion binding; oxidoreductase activity. The coding region runs from base 1 to 1839 and encodes 612 amino acids. The transcript is spliced from 2 exons. The record is from RefSeq and is a predicted model, not a curated record. Lineage: Eukaryota; Fungi; Ascomycota; Eurotiomycetes; Eurotiales; Aspergillaceae.
AUGAUGAUCCGAUUCCUGCUGCUCUUAGCAUUGAGUCUGGGCGCUACAGUCUCAGCAUUCCCGCAGAAUGAAGUCAAUGCUGCAAACCACAAAGUCACGACAAAGACAACCGCAACCACAACUCAACCUAGUCAAGCCCAUACCAAGACCAUCCAUACCAAGACCAUCCAUACCAAGACCAUCCAUACCAAGACAGCCACCAAGACGACUCACAAGCCAACAGGAACACCCUGUGCUGGCAACACAGCUAAAACCAGGUCUAAAUGGUGCAAAUACGAUAUCAACACGGACUACACCGAGAUCGUGCCAGACACAGGCGUGACUCGCGAGUACUGGAUGAAUCUCGAGGAUCUCACCUUAGCACCAGAUGGCUUCAGCCGUCCAGUGAUGACCAUCAAUGGCACAAUCCCCGGCCCUACCAUCUUCGCAGACUGGGGCGACUGGGUCGUCGUACAUGUCAAAAAUAGCCUGACAACAUCUAAAAAUGGCACCAGCAUUCAUUGGCACGGUAUCAGACAGAACUACACCAAUGGCAACGACGGUGUGGUCUCAAUCACCCAGUGCCCCACUGCGCCUGGCUCGACCGUUACCUACAAAUGGCGCGCGGUGCAGUACGGCUCCUCGUGGUAUCAUUCCCAUAUUGGCCUGCAGGCUUGGGAGGGUGUCUUUGGUGGGAUUGUGAUCAAUGGUCCUGCCACUGCAAACUACGACGUUGACAAGGGCAGUCUGUUCCUGUCCGAUUGGUCGCACCCGACUGUCGACGAGCUCUAUUUGAGUGCUCAGACUGUCGGUCCCCCUACAAUGGAUACCGGCCUAAUUAACGGCACUAAUGUUUUUGGAAAUGGCACCCAAGCUACUGGCAAACGGUUCCAGUUGAAGGUCAAUCAGGGAUCUUCGUAUCGGCUGAGGAUUGUUAACGCGGCCGUCGAUACACACUUUAAAUUCAUGAUUGAUAAUCAUACUCUGACCGUUAUUGGCACGGACUUCGUGCCUAUCAAGCCUUUCCAGGCGGAUUAUAUCGAUAUCGGAAUGGGCCAACGCUACGACGUAAUUGUAACAGCCAACCAACGUCGAGUUUCCGAUUCCUUCUGGAUCCGCGCAAUCCCACAAGAAGCCUGUUCUGAAAACGCCAGUCCAGAAAACAUCAGAGGAAUACUGUACUACGGCACCCAACCUAGAACACCAACAACAAGCGCGUUGGCAUUUGUCGAUGGCUGCGUCGACGAACCAGCCGCCAGUCUCGUCCCACAAGUCCCGAAGACCGUCUCCGCAGCAUCCUGGAGCAACAUGACAGACGUGACGGUGGCGAAGAACUCGGCGAAUCUCUUCCGCUGGUAUCUGAACAGCACAACGAUGCAAGUCCUCUGGGAAGACCCGACUCUACUGCAACUAUUCAACAGCGCGAGCACGCCCGACUUCAGCAAUUCAAGCGGCGUCAUUGAGCUCCCGAGGGCAGACGAGUGGGUUUAUCUCAUGAUCAACACGAGCAUUCCUGUUGCGCAUCCAGUUCAUUUGCAUGGGCAUGAUUUCUUUGUUUUGGCGCAGGGGACGAAUCCGUGGGAUGGGGUUGUGCAUACUGCUAAUCCGCCGCGGAGGGAUACGGCUUUACUUGUCGGAAAUGGAUUUUUGCUUAUUGCGUUUCAGACGGAUAACCCUGGUGCUUGGCUUAUGCAUUGUCAUAUUGGGUGGCAUACUGAUGAAGGGUUUGCGAUACAGUUCCUGGAGCGGGAAAGCGAGAUUGAACCGUUGAUUGAUAUUAAUGGGUUGAAGGAGAAUUGUGCUUCUUGGGAUGCUUAUGAUAAAUCGUUUAAUAUUGAGCAGGAAGAUUCGGGAAUUUAG